AUGCACGUCUCGCUCGACGUAGUGCACGCUCAAGCACAUCCCCGACGCCGCGCGUACCGCACCGAGGCCGAGAGGAAGCGCGCCGAGGCGGAGCGGCGCGAGCUGGUGUUGAGGCGAGGGACGAGCCUGCUGGCUCAGCUGCUGUGUCCGCUUGCGCCGCUGUUCAGCUUGCCAGGUCUGACGGAGCACUGGUACGUCGUGCGCGGCGCCGACAGCCAGAUCGUCCGGUCUCGGCCAGAUCCUCCCCUCAUCAUUGCCGCCGGGGCCGUCACGUUCGCCCUCGCCGUCCUCGCCAACCUCGCCAUCGUCCUGCGCCUCGUCGAGACGCAUCCGCGCUUCUUCUCGGUCACUACUAUCGUCUUCCUGUCGGUCCACAUUGCCGUCAACGCGGUCGCGCUCACGAUCUUUGGCAUCGAGCACGCCAAGCCCGACGGCUACGUCCUCUCGACGGCGUUCUGGCUCACGGCGGCGAGUGGCUGCGUCGCACUAGCCGCCGUCGGCUGUCUGUUCGUCGACGGGCUCGCGACGCAGUGGUACGUCCGCGGCGGGACGGGCAUUUCGGGCAAGCAGCGCUCCCUCGUCGUCGCCUUCGACGCCUUCAUCUUCCUCAUCCUCAUCGGCUCGGUCACCUAUCGGUACCUCAUCCCCGACGUCACCUUCCUCGACACGGUCUACCUCUGCGUCCAGAGCCUUUUAACGGUCGGCUUCGGAGGAAAGUCGUCGGCCCCGCACGAUGUCGUGCCGAGCACAACGGGCGCUCAAGUGUUCUCGCUCUUCUUCAACACGAUCGGCAUCCUCACGUUCGCCCUCUUGGUCGCCUUUACGCGCGAGACGGCGCUCGAGGCGAUGCAAACCGAGUAUCGGGCGCAAGAACAGCUUCUCCUGAACCGCCUGCGCCAUCGGUGGCACGGCGAGCGCACACACCGUGCCGGGUUCAUCGCGCACGCCGUCGCCUUCCUUUCCUUCGGCCUGUACCACACGCGCGAGCAGCAAGAGGAGGAACAGGAGGCGGGCGCAGAUGAGCGCGAUCGAGGGAGCCUGGGACAGGAGGACGGCGAGGUCAUCGAGGACGAGAAGGAGGGGCUCGACGAGCAGCGGUACGAGGAGGCCAUCACGGAGCUCAAGAAGGAGCGGGACCGCGAGUUCCGCUCGCAGCUCGUCGUCUCGUUCACGCUCUUCCUCGUCUUCUGGCUCGUCGGCGCCGCCGCUUUCUCGGCUCUCGAAGGCUGGUCUUACUGGAUCGCCUUCUACUUCGUCUUCGUCAUGUCGUCGAGCAUCGGGUACGGCGAUUAUUCGCCGUCGACGCAGGGCGGGCGAGCCUUCUUCGUCGUCUGGGCAAUUCUCGGCGCGGGCACCCUCACCGUUCUCUUUUCCGUCCUCGCCGACGCCUACACCUCCCGCUUCAAGGAGACGUUCCAGCGCUCGUGGGUCAACCGCCUGUGGAUUCGCCUUACGCAGCCGUCGCACGAGGUCGCCGACGAGCUCGCUCGCGAGGAGAGCCAGGCCUUUCCAAAAGCGCCAGCCACUCGUCCGUCGACGCCGACGUCUUCUGAGCGAGCAGCCAAGGGCCCGGGCAAGGAGUACCCCGAGCUGGCGCCGGCGCCGAGCUCGAGCACGGCGACCAAAGGCGGCGGCGUCGGCGCCGGCGGCGGCUCUUCGGAGCUCUCGUCGCAGGACAAGAUGCUCGAGUUGUUGCGCCUCACGCGGCAGCACCUCGAUCGGCUCAUCCUCGCCGACGGCGACGAGAAGGACGAGCACCUCGACCGCGUCGUGCGCAAGGUCAUGGACAACGAGGGCUUCUCGAGGAGAAACAGGGAGCAUGUCGAGAACGACAACAGCUUCAAGGAGUUCAUCUACCUGCGCAGCUUGCGCACCAAGCUGGCCGAGCUCGAGGAGCUCGCGCACGACGCGUUCGAGCCGGCGGACGAGGCGAGCGAGCGCAGAGAGGGAGAGUCGGACUUGAGAAGGUCGAGGGGGAAGGACAGCGAGAGCUUGUGAUACCGAGUCGCGAGUCGAUGCCAUACUAUGCAUUCUACCAAAACCCUCGAGAGCUAUCUACAUCGCCCGCCCUGCGAGAGCGAAAAAGUCUCGUCGCCCGCCCAAGACGAACGACCUCGAAACCCUCCUUCUGUGGGCUCCUCACCGCUUCUAGCGUCGCCCUCACACCUCGAUAAUCCCGACCAUCUCGACCGCCUCGCCCGUGCCGCCGCCUCGCAGGCGCGAGUAAAAGCCGCGCUGCCGCCGUCGCUCGUCGAGGCCCAAGCGGCGGUACAUGCGCAGCGCGACGGCGUUGGUCGCCUCGACGUGGAGCGACAGCUUGACGGUGCGCCGUGCGGCGUCAUCGUGACAAGGUGUGGGAGGCAAGAGGGCGCGACAUGCGCUGCGGACGAGGUGCGCUGCGAGGCCGCGGCCGCGCGCUGCGGGGUCGACGACGAGGCUG
Messenger RNA from Rhodotorula graminis WP1, 2440 nucleotides. RefSeq lists its product as uncharacterized. NCBI's taxonomy places the organism in Eukaryota, Fungi, Basidiomycota, Microbotryomycetes, Sporidiobolales, Sporidiobolaceae. The record is from RefSeq and is a predicted model, not a curated record. Gene Ontology annotation, biological process: potassium ion transmembrane transport; stabilization of membrane potential. Gene Ontology annotation, molecular function: potassium ion leak channel activity. Gene Ontology annotation, cellular component: membrane. The transcript is spliced from 10 exons. The coding region runs from base 1 to 1998 and encodes 665 amino acids.